AUGUGUCAUAGGAUCCCAUCACUCAACGUUUUCUCUGGAGAACUGAAAAACUUGCCCAUUCCACCAUUGAUCUGUCCUUUUUCUAGCAAACAAGUGCAACCCCCCUGGCCAGCAUCUAGCGAGGUUUCUGGCCUCAAAAAGGUAGUCAUAACGAUUCAGUUGUCAGGCGUCACCUUCACCUCCAGUCUUAUCAACGGUCUGGUUAUCAUCGGAUUACCAGCAAUCACAAAAGACCUUCAACUACCACCCUCUUUAGCCUUUUGGCCGGCAUCAGUCUCUGGCCUGGCGACAGCUUCUAGUCUGCUGCUGGCUGGAGCGAUUGCCGAUGUCCUGGGGCCAAGAUGGGUUGAUCUUGUUGGUUGCUUUGCGAGCGGAGCUCUGAUGAUUGGAUCAGGGGUAUCUCGUCAAGGAACGGAACUCGUUGCUUUCCGGGCUCUUCAAGGAAUCGGCUUGGGAAUGCAUCUUGCCUCGUCAGUUGCUAUCAUCACGCAGGUUCUUCCUCACGGCCGAGGCCGCAACAUGGCGUUUUCUUUCCUUGGUCUAAGUCAGCCUCUUGGUUUCUCGAUUGGCUUGGUUCUAGGCGGUGUCUUUGCUGAUACUAUUGGCUGGCGAGCGGGAUGGUACCUUUCAGGGGCCUUGACUCUCUUCUUUUCUGUUGUGGGCUUGUGGGCACUUCCGACAAGGCAGGAUGACCGCAGUCUGAACGAUAUUCUACGAGAUUUUCGAACCAAAGUCGAUUGGGCUGGCGCCAUCCUCGCAUCUACAUUCAUGACACUGCUGUGUUAUCUACUAGCGGUUCUGAGUGCGGAUGUGGAAAUAAUUCGUCAGCCUGGGAGCAUCGUUAUGCUUUGUCUAAGCACAAUUGCUUUUCUCGCCUUUGUCGGUUGGGUUCAUCGUCAGGUUCUAGUGAAGAAGCCAGCUUUGAUCCCAAACUCCCUUUGGAAAAAUUCGACCUUUUCUAGUAUUUGCGUCACUAUUGCACUGUCAUUUGCUGUCCUAAAUUCUAUGGAACUGUUCUGCAGCUUGUUUUUUCAAGAGAUCCAGCACCUGCCAGCUCUUCAAACGUCCAUCCGAAUCUUGCCCUGCACACUAGUUGCUGCACUUGUCAAUAUCGGCGUGGGUCUUUUCGUCCACAAGAUUCCUGCUAUUUGGAUCGUCACUGUCACGUCGGUACUCUGUGCCGGCUCUCCUUUACUCAUGGCUGUUAUCGACCCCUCUUGGCCUUAUUGGGGCAAUGCAUUUGUGGCACAGAUAUUACAACCUAUUAGUUGUGAUGCACUCUUUACGGUUGGUUUGAUCAUCAUUACCGAUGUCUUCCCCGAAGAUACGCAGGCACUCGCAGGGGCAGUUGCGCUGGGUCUAGCUAUCCUUCAGGUGAUAUCCACACAAGUGACAAAGGACUCAAAUAGUAAAGGCAAAGUGGUUGCGCUCAUGCAAGGGUAUAGGGCCAGCUUUUGGACGAUGUUUGGCAUGAUGCUACUCUGCACGAUUGUUGGACUACUAGGGUUGAGGAAAGCGGGACGAGUUGGCCUCAAACGGGAUUAA
This is a messenger RNA of Fusarium vanettenii 77-13-4, 1545 nucleotides long. RefSeq lists its product as uncharacterized. Gene Ontology annotation, cellular component: membrane. NCBI's taxonomy places the organism in Eukaryota, Fungi, Ascomycota, Sordariomycetes, Hypocreales, Nectriaceae. Gene Ontology annotation, molecular function: transmembrane transporter activity. The transcript is spliced from 5 exons. Bases 1 to 1545 code for a protein of 514 amino acids. Gene Ontology annotation, biological process: transmembrane transport. The record is from RefSeq and is a predicted model, not a curated record.